This is a messenger RNA of Musa acuminata AAA Group (dessert banana), 3624 nucleotides long. Its product is annotated as phospholipase SGR2-like. The coding region runs from base 62 to 2818 and encodes 918 amino acids. Gene Ontology annotation, molecular function: glycerophospholipase activity; metal ion binding. NCBI's taxonomy places the organism in Eukaryota, Viridiplantae, Streptophyta, Magnoliopsida, Zingiberales, Musaceae. Gene Ontology annotation, cellular component: cytoplasm. The transcript is spliced from 25 exons. The record is from RefSeq and is a predicted model, not a curated record.
GUUUUACUUGGAGAAUGGGCAAAGUAUUUUGGUUUCUGCUUACUGAUUUGUUAGACUUUCGAUGAUAUUUGGUAAUGCUUGUCGUGAUCCAGCUUCAUGCUUUCGAAAGCAGUCUAAGAUCACUGUAAUGACGAAUUUUGAUGAGAGUCGUGUUAGAAAAAGUGGGGAUGUGACAACGUCUUAUUCCUCAGGUGCUGCUAGUUCUAAUCCUGUUGAGGGGAGUUCCCCUGACUUGUUGAAGAACACUCCAUCCAACAUCGCCACAUUGGAGGAUGCUAUUGAGCAGUUCAAGAGUCGGCAGAAGUAUCUCGCGCAUACAAAGAGCCCUUCUGAUGGGGAAGAUGUUCGUUGGUAUCUAUGCAAAGUGCCUCUGGCAGAAAAGCAGCUUUCAGCUUCACUUCCUCGAAUUGAGAUAAUUGGCAAAGAUGAUUAUUUUCGGUUCAGCGUGAGAGACUCUCUUGCUCUUGAGGCCUCUUUCUUGCAAAGGGAAGAAGAUCUACUUGCGCAUUGGUGGAAAGAGUAUGCAGAAUGUAGCAAAGGUCCAAGUGGAACUCAGACAACUAAUUAUGUGACUUCUACUAGUGGUUCUAAUGAACUGUAUGUAGUGGAGGAAGAGAGAGUUGGUGUGCCAGUAAAAGGUGGCCUUUAUGAGGUAGAUUUAAUUAAGCGGCACUGUUUUCCUGUGUACUGGAGUGGUGAAAACAGACGUGUUUUGCGAGGUCACUGGUUUGCUCAUAAAGAUGGUAAUGAUUGGCUUCCGCUUCGUGAAGAUGUUGCAGAGCAACUGGAGUUGGCCUACCGCUGUCAGGUCUGGCGUCGUAGGACCUUUCAACCUUCAGGUCAAUUUGCUGCCAGAAUUGAUUUACAAGGCACCACAGAGGGACUGCAUGCCAUUUUCACAGGAGAUGAUGAUUCUUGGGAGGCUUGGUUAGCAUUUGACAGAUCUAGUUUUUCUCUUAAUAUGGGAGGUGGAAAUAGGGUUAAACUAAGACGUGGUUUUUCCCCUUCUGCAAAGCCAAGUCAGGAUGAGCUGCAUCAGCAGAAAGAGGAAGCCAUGGAUGAUUACUGUUCUCAGGUGCCAGUUGGCCAUCUAGUUUUUAUGGUUCAUGGUAUUGGACAGAGGUUGGAGAAUGCUAAUGUGGUUGAUGAUGUUGCUGAUUUCGGUCGUAUAACAGCAAGCCUAGCUGAUAGACACUUAACUGCAUACCAGAGAAGCACCCAGAGGGUUCUAUUUGUUCCUUGCCAGUGGAGAAGGGGCUUGGAGCUUAGUAGUGAGACUAUAAUUGAAAAAAUCACCUUGGAUGGUGUUCGAGGUCUACGUGCAACAUUGAGUGCCACUGUUCAUGAUGUUCUAUACUACAUGAGUCCUAUCUAUUGUCAAAAUAUAAUUGACUCAGUCUCCAACCAGUUAAAUAGAUUGUAUGCAAAGUUUCUCAAGAGAAACCCAGGCUAUGAUGGGAAGAUUUCAAUAUUUGGCCAUUCAUUAGGAAGUGUUCUAUCUUAUGACAUCCUUUGCUAUCAAGACUCUUCUGCAACACUUCCUGUGGAGGCUGCCUUCGUGGAUGACUUCUGCAUCCCAAAGCAAGAAUGUAUUGUUAAUGUAACUUACCAACCUGUUGAAUAUCAUCGUGCCUUGAAUUUUAACAAUAACAACAAUAAAAAUGGUGCAGCUUCAAGGCCAGCAACACAUGUAUCUGUAAAAGGCAGUUCCAUGUCAAAUCCAUAUACCAAAGUCAAUGAGGAAAAAACACCAGAUGUUUCUUGCGUUGAAGAUUGUGGUGUUACUAGAGGCCAGCAAGAGGAUUUCUUAUGCAAUGAUGGCAUCCAAGAAUCAGAUGAUUCAGCUAAAUUAUUUAGUAAAAAGAAACACACAAUCUUUGAACGAGUCAAUGAGGUAAAUAAGAAUGUUGCAGAAACAAUAUAUGCAGAAGAUAGAGAUUCUGAUGCAAAUCCAGGCAUAAGUAGGGAUUUUCAUGGUAAUGAAGUCCGAGAUGCUGGGCAUCCAUCUGAAGAUUUAAUUGACAAAGGCAAAUUAGUGUCCAUGUUGAUGGAAGAGGUGAAGUCCCUCAGAGCAAAAGUUGCAGAACUAGAGAAAAAUCAUCACUCAGCUUCCUGUUCCAGUAACUUUGACAAUGGUCAAAUGGUCAAAUCUAUGACAAGUUCAUCUUCUUUUGGAAGGUUAUCUUCAGUGCUAGAUGAUAGUAAAAAGCAAUAUACACCUUAUAUCAAAUAUACUAGGCUUAAUUUUAAGGUAGAUACAUUUUUUGCUGUUGGAUCACCACUGGGUGUCUUUCUUGCCCUCCGAAAUGUCCGCAUAGGAGUUGGCAGGGGGCAAGCUUAUUGGGAAGAUGAAAAAAUAUCUGAAGAGAUGCCAUCUUGCAGGCAGAUGUUUAACAUUUUUCAUCCUUUUGAUCCUGUUGCAUACAGAGUAGAACCGCUUAUCUGCAAGGAGUACUUAAACAAGAGACCUGUUCUUAUUCCCUACCACAGGGGCGGGAGGAGGUUGCAUAUUGGAUUUCAGGAAUUCACUGAAGAUAUAGCUGCACGCUCCGAAAGCAUAAUGAGUCAGCUAAAUUCUUUGAGGGUCAAAGUGGCUAGCACUUUUCAAAGACAAAACAAGGAUAAAGCUAAAGAAACUGUGGAAGAUGAGAAAAGAGAAAGAUCAUAUGGUUCCUUCAUGAUUGAACGGUUGACAGGCUGUGAAUAUGGUCGAAUCGACUUUGUUCUCCAGGAAGGAACAUUUCAUCAUCCUUAUCUAUCAGCCAUAGGAUCACAUACCACUUUUCGUUCUCAACCGCCUGUAUCAUGGUAUACCUGAAGAACCACCAACCGAUGAUAAAAAAAGGUCGUAGAUCCAGUCCAGGACCUCAAAGAAAGCAUGCAAAACUUCUCUAUGAAAUGUUAUAUGAGGAGACCCCAUCAACACACCCUGACAUUUCAUUCGGCUAGCACUUUUCAAACAGGUCAAAGUAUGGUUCCUUUAUAAUUUCCUAUAUUUUGGGUAACAGGUCAAAGUGGCUAGCACUUUUCAAAGACAAAACAAGAAUAAAGCUAAAGAAACUGUGGAAGAUGAGAAAAGAGAAAGAUCAUAUGGUUCCUUCAUGAUUGAACGGUUGACAGGCUGUGAAUAUGGUCGAAUCGACUUUGUUCUCCAGGAAGGAACAUUUCAUCAUCCUUAUCUAUCAGCCAUAGGAUCACAUACCACUUUUCGUUCUCAACCGCCUGUAUCAUGGUAUACCUGAAGAACCACCAACCGAUGAUAAAAAAAGGUCGUAGAUCCAGUCCAGGACCUCAAAGAAAGCAUGCAAAACUUCUCUAUGAAAUGUUAUAUGAGGAGACCCCAUCAACACACCCUGACAUUUCAUUCGUUGGUACAUUUCUCUGCAGAUCGGAGUGGCACAUCGACCAACACAAAACAUGUCAUGUGUGUCAGUUGAUUCAUGCUAGAUACACGUAUGCAUAGCAAUGUGUACAGCGUGGUAUUGCAACUUUUUUUUCUUUUGAACUAGUGGUGUUACUUGGAAACUGAAAUUUUAGUCAGGAAUUCUGGUUGCUUCAGACGAUCUCAUUAUGAUGGCACUACAAUGAAGUUUGUAGUAAUCUGCAUCAGUUUCUGAUGUUAAA